GAACCGGUCUCGCUCUCUUUGCCAGGUCUCUCCGCCUAUGAAUAGAACCAAAGCUCAAGGCGCGCGAGGUGAAGAAGCGAGGCGAGACGGCGACGACGACGACGACGACGAAGACGACGACGACAACGACGACGACAACUCUCUCUCGUGUGUGCCGACGUGAGGGGCGAGCAAACGCGCGUCUCCGCUUACUUAACCACAAUAUGGCCGUGGUACCGUCGCUGUACACGUUCCUUACGAAUUAUCGUGCACGCAGAUCGCACGUCAAUCAUAUGAUGCUCGCGAUGCUGACACAUAUAUCGCUUGCAAAAGAUGAUGUUUCCUUGAAUCAUUACGCGGACGAUGUAAAUUAUUAUGAUACAUCAAUCAGUAACGGUGACAACGUAAAACCCGUGGAAAAUCUCUAUCUGAUCACCAAACAGCAGUGGCAUAAGGACACUCUGCCACCAAUUUCCUUAUUGCCAUUUACAAAGGGCAUGCCUGCGAGAUCUCAUCACAGGCAGUCCAUGACGGGACUGGAUGAUGCUGGAAUGGAUCUUCAAGUGGCUCAACUCAGCAGUCGAACAGACAAGGAGGUACAUUCCAGAACGACUCUAUCAUGGCUAGACUGGCAAUUACCAUUAUUCGUAACGCUUUGUGCCAUUGCUGGCACUAUUCUUUUUACAUUUCUAAUCUUGUUAUGGCUGAGGAAACAAAUGUCGCGUGAAAAAGAUACCGAGGAUGGCGAUCGGCACGGUCUGGUAGAAGAAGGUGCGAUUUGUCAGCAGGACAAGUUGGCCAAGGACGCAAAAGUAUCAUCCGUGGAAGCCACGUGGGUUCAUCAUGAGACGUUUGCGAAAUUACCCCCCACGUGUACUCACACGUUACAACCGCACACGUCAGGUUUACCGGAGGUAAUGUCCGUAACGACGCCUGAACGUCGACCGGAAGCGAUACGUAUAAAAACGAAAGGAUUGUUGGAACGGCGCGGGUCGAGCACGAGUUUGACCAUAGCGCUGGCACCGGCUCCCGAGAGUCCACCUCACACGAUCACUCCCACUCGAGAAUGCACAACGGAGGAAUUCUUACUGAGCGCGGGAAACGUGUUGUCGCGAAUGCAAUUGAAGAAGGCAAUCAACGAUCCGACGGCGUUGCACGCGGAAUUUUGGGAGGUGCCGUUGAACCUGCCGGACAAAAUAGACGUUUGCGGUUCCGGGGUGAAGAAUCGAUACUGCACCGUUUUGCCCAAUCCGCAGUCGAGAGUGAUUCUACCGGGUUCGUCCGACGAUCCUCUCGCCGGUUACAUCAACGCCAAUUAUAUUCGAGGAUACGACGGCGAGGAUGCUCGAUACAUCGCGACGCAGGGACCACUAGCGCACACGAUAACGGACUUUUGGCGAAUGAUCUGGUCGGAAAAAGUUCCUGUAGUUGUCAUGAUGACUAGAUUGCACGAAGCUUCGAAAGCGAAGUGCGACGCGUACUUUCCCGUCGAUGUGAACAGUCGCUUGCAGGCCGGACCUUUUACCAUUAUUGUUAAUUACAUCGACAUCCGAAACGGGUACACCGUCAGAACCAUGGAGAUCAGGCACGAGGGUGAAAGAAGACACUUGCAACAUUAUUGGUACGACUCGUGGCCGGAUCAUUCCGUACCUCAGACAGCGGACGCGCUUGUCGGUAUGGCCGCUGAGGUGAACACGUUGCCAGGACCAGUGGUCGUUCACUGCAGCGCGGGUAUAGGACGAACCGGCUGUUUCAUAGCGUUGGGAAUAGGAAUGACGCAACUUGAAAGAGACGGAAACGUCGACGUGCUGGGUAUUUUGUGUCAGAUGAGAUACGACAGGGGAGGAAUGGUGCAAACGGCCGAGCAAUACGAAUUCGUUCACAGAGCGCUUUAUCUCUUCGAGCAGACGCUCGACACAAAACCGUCGACCUCGAGCGAUUGAACGGAUAUAUUGUCACAAAGGAAUCUCUUUCUCUCCGUUUUUUUUUUCGCUCUCUUUCUCUCUCUUGCUCUCUUUUUCCCUUUUUCUCUCUCUCUCUCUCUCUCUUUCUCUGUCUCUUCGAAGAGAACUUUUGCCUAUAUGGGAAACGUUAUUUCGUGCAGGUAUACGUGUCUGGCCACCUAGAGUGGCGUUAAUUUUUAAACUGAAUUUCGAAUAUCAGCCUGUGAAUCGGCUCCUAUUCUUAUCCGAGCGAGUCGAGACUCACGUUCAAACAAGCUGCCAUUUACUACUGCCAUGACAAAUCGUUGACAGUUGAUUACAGUCGCUCAAACAAAAGAAAAAAGAAGACAGAAAUUUACACAAGUUGUGGAAACGUAUUUUCUAAGCACAGGUGCUUUUUAAAAACCAAACGAUGAUAAACACAAGUAGUUUAAAAAAAAGGGAAGAACGUUUGCGUUUGUAACGGCGUGUGAAUCUCAUUAUAUGCGCGUGCGCUAAUCGCUUGAGAGUGUCGCAAAUCGGAUUUAUUUUAUAUAAAUUACAAAGAAGAAACUCUCUUGUUGUAUAAAUGAUUGAUUUCAGAGGAGAAACAAAUAUGAAUCUAGUAAUACAAAACUAAUUUUACACACACACACACACACACACUUAUAUGAGGUACUAAUAGAUAAUAUUAUAAACUUUGUAAAACUUUUUGAACUCUCGGUUACUAAACUCGAAAUCCGUACAUAUAUUGUAAACUGGGCUAAUACGUUUCGAUAAACUGUUAAUCAUGCAAUAACAAUGUAUAAAAAUAGUUUUGCAAUUCUAACAACUGACACUAACAAGAUAUUCGUUACCGACAAAAUUUAUUGAAAAUUUAAUUUUUUUCUAACAUAAAAAAAAAACGUGUUAAUUAUUACUUUAACGGAACGAUUGACUUAAAUAAUCCAUGACGAUGGCUUGAAUAACACUUACUUAAUUUACGGGACCCAAAAAUUGAUUGUUCCAUUUCCAGUUUCUAUUUGGUUUUGAAAAGUCUUCUCUAUUUGUCUGUCUCUCACACACACAAACACACGCACAUAAACUCUUGCUCUCUCACUUUUUCUCUCACUUUUUCUCUCUCUUUUCCUCUCCUCUCUCUUCACACACUCUCUGAUUUUUACUUUUUUUUUUUUUUUUAUUCCUCGACUAAGACUGAACACAGCAGUUACAUAGUACAAUAUAUAAUAAUUAAAAAAAAAGACCUAUAUGAUUCAGAGUCUCACGCAACAACAAUGAAUAAGUGUUAAUUUAAUUAAUGAUAAUCGAAUUGACACUUAUUUUUUUGAGGGAAAUACGCGCAUUAUUUAUUUAUAUAAUAAAUUUAGUAGUGGGUUAUAUAUGUAAAUAUAAACAGGGUUCUCUCUGAGAAGCUUAAGCAUCGGUAACGUGUGCCAGGUGAUAUUCAUUGCUUUAUAAAUAUGAAUACAUACAUCAGUUAUGGAAAAAAAAUUAUAUAUAUAUUAAAUUCAGAGAGAACAAGAUUAAAGAAAUAAAUUUAAUCUUUAAAUUGAGACUCACAACGUAAUAUAUAUAUAUAUAAAAAUAAGGGAAGCAACUUUUAAGAAAAUGGAAUUUUGUUGAUUCACAUAAGUUGUGUAUAUAUAAAAUUAAUUGUUGAAACUUGACUUGGAAAAAUUGAUAAAUUAAU
Messenger RNA from Pseudomyrmex gracilis, 3591 nucleotides. Its product is annotated as tyrosine-protein phosphatase non-receptor type 7-like. The transcript has 8 exons. Bases 204 to 1922 code for a protein of 572 amino acids. Gene Ontology annotation, molecular function: protein tyrosine phosphatase activity. Gene Ontology annotation, biological process: protein dephosphorylation. The record is from RefSeq and is a predicted model, not a curated record. Lineage: Eukaryota; Metazoa; Arthropoda; Insecta; Hymenoptera; Formicidae.